GGCCAAGCAGCAUGACAAAAGAAGAGGCGCCACUUUUAUGGCGGCUGCGGUUCUUCGUUUCUCGCACAGCAACCUUGGCUGUUUGACAGGCCUUCAAGCUUCAGCCUUCAGUCUAAGAAGGAAGGUAUGCUCCUUGAGAUUUAUACCCAACUCCCUGGUUGCUCGGCGGCGCAGCGAGAGUGUCAUUGUCGCAGGGAGGGACAGCAAUCACAGAUUUGUAGUACAAAUCUGUACUUCCGUUGACAAGCGGACUGAAACAGACCUAAUUUGUAGUACAACACUAAGUUGCUGCAGUGCGGGCGGCACCAAAGUAGUGGCUGAAAUGGAUGCAGCCAGCCCCUUGAAGAAGCAAAAGCUACCGCCCUUUGAUCUGAACGCCGCCGACGCUUCACUCACACGCCCUGAAGCCCCGCGCGUAGACAUCCCAGCAACUAACCCAAGCACGGACGGUCCCAUCGCUGACGUGAGCCCUACAGAGCCCGAACCCUUGAUUGCAGGCAUGACAUCAGCAUUGCCUGACGGUCCUGCUCAAAGCAGCCCUAACCCCUCACCUCCAGAGAACACCCCCAGACCCCUCAUGAUACUCAGAUCAGGCAUUCCCCCGGGGCUUUCUCCCAGGGCGCAGCGGGCCUGGGAGCACUACAGAAAGCUGGGGUCUCCAUGGAGGAUUGUGGCACCGAUGGUGGACCAGUCGGAGCUGCCCUUCAGAAUGCUGUGCAGGAAGCACGGGGCAGAUGCGGCCUACACGCCGAUGCUGCACAGCCGGCUGUUUGUGGACAGCGAGCGGUACAGGAAGGAGCACUUCACGACAUGCCCAGAGGAUAGGCCCCUCUUUGUCCAGUUCUGCGCAAACAACCCCGAUACCCUGGUGGAAGCAGCGCGCUACGUGGAGCCUUACUGUGAUUACAUUGAUUUGAACUUGGGAUGCCCCCAGGCCAUUGCCAAGCGCGGCAACUACGGCUCCUUCCUGAUGGACGACCUCCCCCUCGUGCGCUCUAUCGUCUCCGCCCUCUCCGCCGCUUCUUCCGUUCCGGUUGCCUGCAAGAUUCGGAUGUUUCCGAGCAUCGACGACACAAUAGCGUAUGCGCGUAUGCUGGAAGAAGCGGGUUGUCAGUUACUGGCAGUCCAUGGGCGCACGCGGGACCAGAAGAGCGCGCGGCUCACGGCGGACUGGCACGUGAUCAAGGCCGUCAGGGAGGCGGUCAGCAUCCCCGUCCUGGCCAACGGCAACAUCCGCAACCUUUCGGACGUGCGCGCCUGCAUGGCCUUCACGGGCGCGGACGGCGUCCUGUCCGCCGACACCCUCCUCGAAGACCCCGCCAUGUUCGGCCGCGAGAUCGACCCCCCCGCCGAGAUUUCUGGCAGGGUGUCGGAAGCUCUAGACGUCCCCCAGCCCGGCACGUGGCACGCGCUCCCGCUGAUGACGCCGCCUGACGUCAUCGAUGUGACGAUCGAGUAUCUGGAGAUGGUGAAGAAGUACCCGGUGCCGAUGCGUAUGGUGAAGGGGCACAUGUUCAAGCUGCUCGGGGGGUGGUUCCGGGUACAUACCGACCUGCGGGAUGGGCUGAACCAGCAGCAGCCAGCGACAGUUGACUACAUCAUCAACAUGUGCAAGGAGAUGGCCCAAAGAAACGCGGCGGACCCAUUGCUCCGGCCCCUGCCCGAUCCCCGCCGGCAAACGCCGCCCGAAGGGAAGACCAUGAAGAAAAUCAUUGAGGCCGCGGUUGAGAAGGCGGGCGAGGCCAUUGACCCGCCCGCCGGAAAGGGCGCGAAAACCGCGAGUGAGUAUCGCGAGCAGCGGUUGCAGCUAGGCAAAGUGGCCGUCAGGGCUUAGGGUGGUGAACGUGUUGACGGGUAAAAACGAUUGGUCCCAGCAUGCACUUGAACGUAUGCUGAGGCUCGCUGUCCGAACUUACUGCUUAGGUGAUUGAUGACCGACGGGGUCGGCCACUGGAAACAUUGCGCAAUAAAAUUGCGAGUGCAUCAGAAGGAAAGGCAUCAUAGUAUGCAUCAUCGAGGGGCCAGCCUUGCAUUCUAGGGCAAUCAAGGAACACAAUUUUUUUCAAUUAGUCACAUGCUCUUAGCAAACCUUGAGUAAGACUGCGUGUGAGCAAGUUGCUUUUGCGCCGCGGCGCUGCAGGAUGCAAAUUUCGUGCGCGCAUGGUUGAUUGA
This is a messenger RNA of Klebsormidium nitens, 2172 nucleotides long. The record is from the annotation of a GenBank genome assembly. NCBI's taxonomy places the organism in Eukaryota, Viridiplantae, Streptophyta, Klebsormidiophyceae, Klebsormidiales, Klebsormidiaceae.